AAGAAAUAGAUAAAUACAUACAUUGUACAAACAGUCCGCUAUAUCUGCGUAUCCAAAAAUACACAGUUAUCAACAAGGAGAAAGUUCUGAUCUUGUUUCCUCUUACACGCCGUACAUCUCUCCGUCCUCUCUAUUUGUAACGCACAUACACAUACAUAUAUAAAAAAAUAAAAUAAAAAACCAAGAUUUCAUUUCAAGUUUCAGCUUUCUCUAGCAUUCAUUCAAUUCCUUUUGAUGGGGUAUAUUUUUUCUUGAUGUAUUUUGGUGGGCCUCUAUUAUUUUUACCGAAAGUAAUGGUUUUUGUCUUAAUUUCUUUGUUUUGCGUUGUUGGACAUUUCCAUGCGUGUUUAUUGCAAAUUUAAGAAUUUCUGGUACAGUGACAAGCGUGUUGCUACUAAGCGAGAUCUUGUAAAUUGUGUGAAAAGUAGAAUUUCCCUUAAGAAAGAAAAGAAACUGAAAAUUUGAGUGUUUCUUAAAUAUGGGGAAUAAAUUGGGGCGGAGGAAGCAAGUGGUGGACGAGAAGUACACUAAGCCUCAGGGAUUGUACCAACAUAAAGAUGUGGACCACAGGAAGCUUAGAAAACUCAUUCUUGACUCAAAGCUGGCACCUUGUUACCCUGGUGAUGAUGAAUGCGUCUGUGAACUUGAGGAAUGCCCUAUUUGCUUCUUGUACUAUCCAAGUCUUAAUCGGUCAAGAUGUUGCAUGAAAGGCAUUUGUACAGAGUGUUUUUUGCAGAUGAAAACCCCUAAUUCUACUCGGCCUACGCAAUGUCCUUUCUGUAAAACCUCAAAUUAUGCUGUGGAGUAUCGAGGUGUUAAGACAAAGGAAGAGAAAGGCUUGGAGCAAAUUGAAGAACAACGAGUUAUAGAAGCAAAAAUAAGGAUGAGGCAGAAAGAACUUCGGGAUGAAGAGAAGCGAAUACUGAAUCGCAGAGAAAUUAGUUCAUCAAACAGUAUUAGAGGACCAAGCGAGGUUGAAUAUUGCUCAACAGAAGUGCCGUCUUUUUCCUCUGCGGUAGAAGGUGAGGAAAUUGUUAGCUCUCAGGAGCCCUUUGCUUCUUCAAUUCGCCCCAGGCAAAAUAGGAGCUUGCUCAGUCAUUUAGUUGCAGCAGGUUCCUGUAGCAUGUUACUGGGUUGUAAUGCCUCUUUCCUGGAAGACGAGAUUGACCUGGAUCUUGAGGACAUAAUGGUUAUGGAAGCCAUUUGGCUGUCUAUUCAGGAGAGUGGCAGGCAUCAAAACCCGCCCUAUAGUGAAGCAGCUGCAUCAGAAGAAUACACAGGAGAAUAUCGUAGUGUCUCAGCAUUGAUGGCCCCAGCGGCUGUUUCUUCACCAACUCCUCGUGGCGGUCUUGCUUGUGCAAUAGCGACCCUAGCUGAGCAUCAACAAGCGGGUGGAGAGUCCUCCAGUAACUAUGGCAGCCACAUGUCUGCAUAUAACAUGCCUCGCCGCAGCAUUUUUUCCAACCAGGAACAAGAAUCUGAAAAUUACUUUCCUGCAGAAGGUGCCAUUGUUGCAUCACCUGGUAUUCAGUUGGCAAUGCCCAGGGAUUUUGGAGAAUGGGUCGAUCAUAGAUCGGAAGUGACUGAAGUUGGAACCAGCUAUUUAGUUUCUGCUGCAGUCCCCCAACAAGUUUUGGGUGAGUGUAGCUUACAACCUGUUGCAGGAACCAUCGUUCCAGAGAGUUUUGAGGAGCAAAUGAUGCUAGCCAUGGCUGUUUCACUGGCCGAGGCUCGAGCCAGGACAAGUGCAUCAGGUGUUGCAUGGAACUAGCUAAGUUAUAGAGGAAUUGCAAUGCCAAUUUACACCCCACAGCACAUUGACUUCCCCUCUAAAUUCAAAGACAACGUGAGAAAAUUUGUUUUUUCAUUGAAUAUAAACGACACUCGUUCCAACGGUGAAAAUGAUGAAGCUUGUUUGGCCAAUUCGAUUUACAGCCUUUCAGGUACCCUGUUAUUCAUCAGUUGUGGUGCAUAAUUUCUAGCUUCAUACCAAUUGCUUUUGGUCUGGAUUCAAUUGAUCGUACGUCCUUGUAGUUACUUGCAGCGACAUUAGCAAUGAGAAUUCUCAGUGAGAAUUAUUUGCUUAUAUCAACGAUUUGGGGCUUUUAGUUGAUGUGAGAAUAUGCAGAUUUGAAAUUGUAUUUCUGUUUUGGAUUCCAUUUUCAGGCAAAAGUUGGCCACCAAAAGUUGUAAUGUUAAAGCUAAAGAAGAGGGAGACAGGGUACUCGCAUUCUUUGUUAAGCACAAGAGUAGUGUACAUAUUCUCGACUCGAUAGCUGAAUUUUCUUUUGUCAAAGAACUCACUUGUCGACCAAGGUUCAUUCUAAUCUAUUUUUCCAUCUAGUUCAAAUAUUAACAAAAAAUAUUAAAGUU
This is a messenger RNA of Olea europaea var. sylvestris, 2373 nucleotides long. Its product is annotated as protein SIP5-like. Bases 479 to 1771 code for a protein of 430 amino acids. Gene Ontology annotation, cellular component: cytoplasm. NCBI's taxonomy places the organism in Eukaryota, Viridiplantae, Streptophyta, Magnoliopsida, Lamiales, Oleaceae. The transcript is spliced from 9 exons. The record is from RefSeq and is a predicted model, not a curated record.